Xenopus tropicalis (tropical clawed frog) is the source of this 3682-nucleotide messenger RNA. It is a transcript of the gene reep4, whose product is annotated as receptor accessory protein 4. The record is from RefSeq and is marked provisional. Gene Ontology annotation, cellular component: endoplasmic reticulum membrane. The transcript has 8 exons. Bases 25 to 810 code for a protein of 261 amino acids. NCBI's taxonomy places the organism in Eukaryota, Metazoa, Chordata, Amphibia, Anura, Pipidae.
GGGAGACAGUGUCAGUGAGGGAGAAUGGUAUCCUGGAUCAUCUCUCGGGCUGUGGUGCUUGUGUUUGGCUUGCUGUAUCCUGCAUAUGCCUCAUACAAAGCUGUGAAGACAAAGAAUGUUCGGGAAUAUGUGCGCUGGAUGAUGUAUUGGAUCGUAUUUGCUCUCUUUAUGACAGUAGAAACAUUUACAGAUAUUUUUAUUGCCUGGUUUCCCUUUUACUAUGAGAUUAAAAUGGCCUUUGUAGUAUGGCUUUUAUCUCCAUACACAAGAGGAGCCAGCCUCCUGUACAGGAAGUGUAUCCAUCCUACUCUGUCCUUGAAGGAGAAGGAAAUCGAUUCCUACAUUAUACAGGCAAAAGAACGAAGUUACGAGUCAUUUGUGAACAUUGGGCGAAAAGGUUUAAACAUAGCAGCCAGUGCGGCAGUGCAAGCUGCUACCAAGGGUCAGGGCGCAUUAGUGGGGCGCCUGCGGAGUUUCAGCAUGCAGGAUUUGCGUGCUCUUCCUGAUGACACACCUAUACACUACAGAGAUGCCCUGUAUCCUGAUGCACCAGAGCUGCACCGGAGGCCAAUUGGAUACCCAACCACUUCCCAUGCUGAUAGUGACUCCAUGGAUGAACGGUGGUCGGAUUCUGAAAUGGCCGAAACAAGGACAGCAGCUAGGACAAGAGGAGGCAUGCCAUCUAAACCACUACAGAGGAGCCAGAGUCUGCGGGUUUCCAAGAAGAAAGGGCUAAGUCGAGAGGUCUCUACGAAAACAACGAAACCCAAAGGAAAGAAGAAGCCUGCACAAUCAGAACCCGAAAACUAAACCGGGCUUUCAAUGACUGACUGAGGGCUGCGCCUCGCUGUAAUCGUUCUAUGGAGCAAAAACACUGAAUUUUAUGGAUGCCAGGAUGUCCCUCACUCAGCAUGAUUUCUGGGGUGCAGGAUUCACGGCAACCUGUUGUGGAAACGACAAGUUUGCGGGUGUAAGUGUGUGUGUGUAUAUAUUAAAGUGUGAUGUAUUAACCCAUGCAGGGCCUUCUGUGCAAACUGCUGAUGCCAAGUUCCUGCACCUUUGCACUGGUUGCUGCUGUGUUAGAACCUAACUGUGCCUGACAGUAUGAGCUGCCUGUGAGGCUGCGGCGUGCAACAGCUGAGCAGGACAGAAAUAAUCGCACACUCAAGCUCUGCACUCUGCCUCCGUUCAUCAGCCCUCUGUAUUUGCGGCUCCAUCAUUCCCUUUCCCUUCUACUGUUUCUUGUGCUGCCGUUCAUUUCCCAGGAUAUGCAGGACCCCUGUCUAUUCCAGGAGCAGAGCUGAAUGAAUGCACAUACCUUCCUAUACAGGGAACAAAGUGGCCAAACGUCUGGUCACUGUGAGGAUGAGCUAGUGAUAUAUGUGUGUGUAUAUAUGUGUUUGUUCCCUGUCAGAGCCAUGCGCUUAUGGCAGGCAGCCAUGUUCUUGUGAAACUCCUGUACUGUACUGUACACUACAUUUCUGGCCUUCUGGCACACAAAUGGUUCUUGUCUCAUCCCAGCUGGGAACAUUUCACUGCCAGGAACCAAUCUUAAAGGGGUGCUUCACCUAUAAGUUAACUUUUAGUUUGUUCUUAGCAAGUUUUCAAUUGGUCAUAAUACAUAAUUAUUUGCCUUCCUCUUCUGACUCUUUCUUGCUUUCAAAAGUGGGAUAACAGACCCCAGUAGCCUCUCUUUGAGGCUACAAUGUCACUUAUUGUUACUUUUUAUUAUCUUUCUAUUCAGGCCCUUCUCCUAUUCAUAUACCAGUGUCUCAUUUGAACCAAUGACUGGUUGUUAGGGUAAUUUGGACCAUAGAAACCAUAUAGCUGCUAAAAUUCCACACUAUAGAGUGUCUGAAUAAAAAGCUUAAUAAUUCAAAAACCUCAAAUAAUAAAAAAAAAAUGAAGACCAAUUGAAAAUAGUUUCAGAAUAAUCCUUUCUGUGGCAAACUAAAAGUUAUUCAAAGGUGAAGGAACCCUUUACGGCUGAUGGUUCAGCUAUCUCACAAUGCAACAUUCUUAUGUCUUAUCCCACACGCCAUCCCAUACUCUGAGAAAUGUGCCACUGAGAGGGCACCAAAGGGAAGCUACGUUUUUGCUUUUAAAUGUGCCUUAAAUAUUUUAGCGUCGUGCCUGUGGUACAAAGCAGUACCAGCUUGCAUUUUGUUUUUCUGACCACUGGGUUUAUUCUUUUACUAUGGUGACAUACAUCUCUAAAGACUCAAAUAGUGAUGUAGACAACAGAAAUCUGGAAUGCCCCCCCCCCCCCCCCUCCAAGGAUGCUGGGAGUUGUAGUGGAUUAGUGCAACAUUGGCUGGAUGGCUGCAGCUUGGACCUCUUACUUAUAUGCUCAUUCAUUAAAUCCAGGUUUUGUACAGCUUGUAGCCUGCUGACUGGGGCAGUUUAGCAACUGCCAUGCUGGUCAUGUAAUAACAGGUGCAAAGCCUCCGUGCUAGCCACUCAUAGCAGCCAAUCAGCAUGCAGCUUGUCUGAGAGUAACAGCUUGCUACAUUUCAGGCUAAAUGUGCAAAUGUUAUUGGAAUACCCUGAAGGUUCAAUUUGUUUUCUCUUACAGGAGUUCUAAUCAUGUGAAUUUAGCAAUUUACAUUAUUUUAUUGUUAUGAUAUUAGCGGUUUGUAUUGUGUUUUUCCCUAGCAGCGCUGAGCUGGUCAGCCUUCCACCAGAGGGUUAAAUGCAGGCAGCAGUAACAUGUACCCAUUUCAGCCGCCUGUGCUUUAUAUACCCGCGCCUGACCUGCCCAUUAUCAGUGUCACCAAGGGGGUAGGGAUGGAGCGAGCAUAUAAAAGAAUUGCGGCAGAGGGAUGGAGGGGAAUGUUACAGCAUGUUCUGCUUAAGAAGUGUUGUGCUUGCCUGAACCCCGCAACCCCUGGCUCCCAGUUUGGGGGGGUGGCCCACGCAAUAAUAAUGGAUGGUAUAGGGAAAAAUUCUAAUAUUGUGAUCAUGUAUAGAAAAUUCCUGCAAAUUGUACAGUUGUUCAGAAGAACUCUCUCAGCAAUUGUACAUUAAGUUUUUAUGAGGUUAAAUAUAAUGUCUUACAGCCCAAAUGGCCGCACUGUGACUCGCCAUACGGUAGCUACAACUCCCAGCAACAACUGAAGGCCCUCUCCCCAGCACCCAAUAGAAACCUGUUCUGUAUAUUGUUGGUGGGUGGGGCCCUUAACUGACCGUAACCCUCCCGUUUCCUCUUUUUUUUUUAUUACUUGAGAUUUAUGUGUUUUUAACGGAAAUAUUUUUUCGUAGAAAUGUUUGUUCCGUGUGUUGAUGAUAGUUUAAAGCCAAUGAAUUGGCUGCCGCGUGAUGUAGGGUGUACAAGCCAUCAUGUUCCUAUCGCGCCUCCCUCUCUCUGCACUAGGGCACAAGCCCUUGAUCCUAUUUAUAUAGAUGUUUGUCGCUCAGUACAUGUGUAUAUAGCAUUGCUUGGAUACUCAUUCAAGUGGGCCAGCAAAGCCAAAGGCUAUGUCCCCAAGUGCCAAAGAUUCCACUUCUGCUGAAACCUUAUGGGACAGUGCCACUCAUGGGCAUCAAGUGACCAAGGUACAAUGUAGCUUUCAGUUUGGGCCCUCCAAUCACUUUGGUCUUAUCUGGGGCCAAGCAAAGUGCCUAAUGCUUAUAUACAAUCUCUGUGUUUUGAUAUGCAAAUAAAUAAACCACUCUCUGCCAA